Drosophila albomicans is the source of this 1121-nucleotide messenger RNA. Its product is annotated as lactosylceramide 4-alpha-galactosyltransferase-like. NCBI's taxonomy places the organism in Eukaryota, Metazoa, Arthropoda, Insecta, Diptera, Drosophilidae. Gene Ontology annotation, biological process: glycosphingolipid biosynthetic process. The record is from RefSeq and is a predicted model, not a curated record. The transcript is spliced from 2 exons. Gene Ontology annotation, molecular function: alpha-1,4-N-acetylgalactosaminyltransferase activity. Bases 9 to 1106 code for a protein of 365 amino acids.
CUGUCAAUAUGUUCAAAGUAUCGCGUUUACUAAUCUGUUGCAUAAGCUGGAGGCGGAGAUUAAUAUUCUUAGGUCUCAUCAUCGCUAGUAGUCUGUUACUUAUCGGAAAAAUUCAUCGAGAACCUAAGAUUUAUCAUUGUUACAUGGAUGCAGAACAAAAGCCGAAUUCCAACGAAAAACAGUGGAUCUUAGGGGAUAUUUUAUUCACCAAAGAGAAACCCAAACCUGGGCGAACCAUAUUCUUUGUCGAAAGCAAAUGCAAUUGUUCAGACUCUGAAUAUAGUAUUCUUAACUUGCCAGCUCAUAGCGCCUGUGCCAUUGAAUCCGCAGCCUUGCAUCACCCAACCUAUGAUGUCUUUGUCCUGGUUGCCUGUCCAACAAUUCGUCAACAAACUGAUCCCAUACUUGAUGCUAUGCUCAGCUAUAAGAAUGUGAAGCUUCGCUAUGUUAAUCUGUGGCGAUUUGCAAAGGGAUCUCCUAUUGAAUAUUGGCUAACGAAGGAAGAUCUAUUUCGUACCAAAUAUUUGAUGGUCCACAUAUCUGAUUUGAUGCGAUUGCUGGCUUUAUAUCGUUACGGUGGCAUUUAUUUGGACGAAGAUCUGAUCGUGUUCCGCGCUUUGGAACACGACAACCCCAAUUUUAUGGGUGCAGAGAUAAAAAUAAGUAUUGGAAAUAGUGUGCUUGGCCUAGCGCCUGAUGGAUUUGGCCAUAUGUUGGCAGAGCUAUUUUUGAAUGAUUUUCAGCGCAAUUAUUUGGGCAAUGUCUGGGCUCACAAUGGUCCAAGGUUGAUGGAGCGAAUAAUGUCUCGAUUAUGUGGCACCAGUGAUGUUGCUGCUAUGCAAAAAAACAGCAAUCUUUGUCAUGGCGUCAAAGUAUUUAACGUCAGUUCCUUUUAUGAGAUAAAUUGGGUUGAAAGAUCCCACUUCUUUGAUGAGAAAUACGCUAAUGAAACGAUGAAACGUCUUGAAGCCUCGUUUGGAAUGCACACAUGGAACCAUAUGAAAACCAAAUGGCCGCUUAGCGUUAAUGCCAGAUCAGCAUACAUCCAGUUGGCAAAAAAGCAUUGUCCAAAGGUCGUAGCAGCCAGUGGAAAAUAUUUCACAUAGCUGCAAAUACAAAUA